UCCACCAUGGGUCCACCAAUUCAAUCAUCAGUGGCUGUUCCCUAUCAAAUUCUUCUUCUGGUUAGAUGGACUAAUUCCAGAAUCCCAUUUCCAACAAUACCUUCAAGUUUUUGCUCUUCAUUUGUGACAGAAUGGAAGAAGCACAUCAUCUCCAUCAUCAUCAUCAACAUCAACAUCUUGUUCCUUCUUCUUCGGCUUCUGUUGAUGGUCCCUCUACUUCUUCUCUUUCUACUUCUCAAGUUCAAGAAGAAGAGGAAGGAAGGAAUGAGCUACCAAGAAAUGAGGAUAAUCCUCGCCAUCAACUUAGCCAUCAUUCUUCUCAUGCUUCUGUCAUAUCUUAUCGAAUAAACAUAACCAUAUCUAAUGUGGCACCCAGCGAGAUGUGGGAUGAUGUGUGGUCAUACCUUUUUGUUCUCGUCACUUUUUGGUUCUUUGCAUCCAUGACUCUCAUUCUUGGGUGUUAUGGGUCAGUGACCUUCCAGCUGGGCCCAAAUUGCUCUCGCCUUAUCAAAACCAAUACUUUGUUUGUUCAGUCUAUUGAGGCAAAGGAGGUAUAUGAGCCAAAUCCUGGGCCAAUAUUAUAUGGAUUUCACAAGCCUCCUCCUUUGGAUGUUGAAACCACCUGGACUGAAACACACAAGGCAGUUGUGCCUAUUGAUUUUCACAAGGAGUGGGUAUACUUCCUAAAUAAAGGGUCUAAGGUUGAUAUCUUUUACACUAUAAAAAGUUCUGCACCUUUGUCCCUUGUAGUUGCUCAAGGUAAAAAUGGCCUUGUUGAGUGGAUAGAUGACCCUUCAUAUCCUAAUUCAACUUUGUCUUGGAAUAUUAUUUUUGGAAGUGGCAAAAUCGAGCAGGAAAUUUUAGAGCCUUCUAACUAUUAUUUAGCAGUGGGGAACUUGAACUCUGAGGAUGUGGAGGUAGAGUUGACAUUCAAGAUGAAGGCUGUCAUCUAUAAUACAACUCACUCACAUUACAUGUGCUCCAUCAGUAAUCCCUUAUGUCGCUUGAAGCUGUCUCUGUUCAGAACAAGUUUUGCUGUCUUGACAUCUCCAGGUCGUAUAGAGGGUUAUUCAGAUGAUGAUUGGCAUGUCAAAAUAUCUUACAGACCAAGAUGGAUCACAUACAUUGUUGGAUCAGGAAUUAUGACUCUCCUUAUGAUGUUAACUUUGAAAUUCUGUAAUGCAUUCCAAGCUUCCGAUCAGGAUAGCAAUCAACCAGGAGAGAUGAGAUCAGAAAGAAUCCCAUUGCUCACUCCUAAAGAUGAUGAUAUCUCAAGUCGGGGUUCAUCCUAUGAUUCUAUCUCACAAGAUGGUCGAGAUGUUGAUGAGUUGCUUGCAGCAAAUUCACUUGAAGGGAAACCGUUACCAGAAGGCGAAAAUCUCCAGAGUCUUUGUGUUAUUUGCUUUGAUGCACCAAGAGAUUGCUUCUUUCUUCCAUGUGGACAUUGUGCAGCCUGUUUUGCCUGUGCAUCCAGGAUAGCAGAAGAGCCUGGUACUUGUCCAAUAUGUCGUAGGAGUAUGAAGAAAGUCAGAAAAAUAUUUACAGUUUGAGAAGCUUGUUUGAGAACUAUUGUGCAAAUUAUUCUCCCUGGUAAUGAAAUUCUUGAUGGUGCAGUCUGAAUUUUUCUUGUCUUUUCUUUUUUGUCAGUGGGUAUAAUUAAUUGGACUUGUUUUUGUAUAAAGCGAUAUUUUGAUGUAGGAUUGUACAGAAAUCAUAUGUUAAAAAAAGUAUAUUGACAGUUACUGUAAAGUGAAUCUCCUCAAGGUCUCUACACUUGACCAAGAAUUUUCAGUUCAGUGUCCUCUGUGUGUUCAUUCUACUUUGCUAGGAAAAGUUAAAUGCAUAUGAAUCAAAAUGCUUAUAUCUAUUCCUCCAUUUA
Messenger RNA from Jatropha curcas, 1879 nucleotides. RefSeq names its product E3 ubiquitin-protein ligase APD2. Gene Ontology annotation, cellular component: endosome; plant-type vacuole membrane. The record is from RefSeq and is a predicted model, not a curated record. Lineage: Eukaryota; Viridiplantae; Streptophyta; Magnoliopsida; Malpighiales; Euphorbiaceae. Gene Ontology annotation, molecular function: ubiquitin protein ligase activity. Gene Ontology annotation, biological process: cell cycle; protein ubiquitination.